UGUAGUCAGAGCGAUGUGACACUUUGGCGGUGGCUGUUGAUGUUACCAGUUACUCAGUAGUAGUUUUCGUGGAGCUUUGAUUGUCGUCGGCGUAUGUGUGGACUAAUUUUUUUGUAAUUUUAACCAAAAUAAACACGUUGUUUAAUCACAUUUGUAUAUAUAAAUUAUGGUGAGUGAAAAAAUGGUGAUCGACAUCGACAAUCUCAGCGAAGAAGGCGAGUUAAAGAGAAGUCCAGAUAAGCAGAAUUUUUCAGAUGACGAUGCUGACACACAGGAUUCGUUGGAGAUCAAACCACCACAGGCAGUGAUUCAUCAUAAGAAGAGCAACUCCCAUCGAAGGGACAAACAUUCUGAGAGAACUGGUGAGCGUAGAGAUAAAGAGUAUAAAUCUUCUAGGCAUCAUGAUGAUAGGCAUCAUAGAGAGAAGCACAGAGAAAGUAGGUAUCGGCGUCAUGAGCCCGAUCAGUACGAAAAAACAAGGCGUUCUGAACCUACAAAAAGAGAUAGAGAUUCUUCUAGGUAUGAAAGGAAGGAGCGCAGUACAGGUGAUCGGGUGUUUGAGGAGGAUUUGAGAGAGAGACUACUGGACAAACGAAGAGAAAGACGAGAUGAUUCUCGGGACUAUAAAUUGGAGCCUUCGCGCAGUGUCGAAUCUCGCAGGGAAGAAUUAUCGUCUCAUCGAAGGGUCGUCAUUACUACUGAGGAUCCUAGGGAACAACAGCAAUUGCAACAACGAGGGAGCAAUGGGAGACACUCGAUGCGACACAGUGAUCCAAACAGAGAAAAGAGACACAAAAGGUCUCACAAACAUGAGAGAAUUAGAAACCGUCAAAAGGAAAUGACCGAAAGACAAAUUGUGCAUAGAGGAAAGCACUUGAGAGAGCAGCAAGAAGAAGACGAACAGCCAAUGGAAGUAGACGACUACGAUGAUGCACCACAAAUCGAACCCGAGCAUCAUCAUUACCAUCAGCAACCGUUACCACCGCCGAAAGAUCCCAAAGAUAUGACCGAACAAGAACUUCGUCGUCAACGUCUUAUUGACGCAGAACGAGAAAUGGCCUUGAUGAAGAAGAACUCACAUAUGGCACUGGAAGCACGUCGACAAAAACGUGGAGGUGAAAAACGAUCACACAGUCCUGAAGACGAAACGCUUGAUCCAUCAAUAGUCCAUUUAUCCGAGGAUGAAAGUGAGGAAAAAUCUGAUCACUCCAGUAGUGUUAGAGUGUCGAGUGGUGAUCGUUCUGAAGAUUCUUCAGAGGAUUCCAGCAGUUCAUCUGAAAGUGAAGAGUCUACCGAGUCACCUAGUACAAGAAGUCGAUCGGAAUCUGAGCAUCUACGAAGUCCAGCGGAAAAGUCAGAUGUUCCACCGUCGCCAGAGCCUAUUCCUGAAGAAAACAUAUCGAAUGGUAUAGUUAAAGAGGAAAAGAAAGAAGAAGUUGAGCCUGAAGUUGAACUGCCGCCAUAUUUUCCAGCUAUUCAGGGUUGCCGAAAUGUUGAAGAAUACAAAUGUCUAAACCGAAUAGCCGAAGGUACUUAUGGUGUUGUAUAUAGAGCCGAGGACAAAAGAACGAAAGAAAUAGUGGCCUUAAAAAGAUUGAAGAUGGAAAAGGAAAAAGAAGGUUUUCCAAUUACCAGUCUACGUGAGAUCAAUACACUUCUCAAAGCUCAGCAUCCUAACAUUGUUACCGUACGCGAAAUAGUCGUGGGUAGUAACAUGGACAAAAUAUUCAUAGUAAUGGACUUCAUCGAACAUGAUCUAAAGUCAUUGAUGGAGACGAUGAAAUCGAAGAAUCAAGUGUUCAUUCCAGGUGAAGUAAAAUGUUUGAUGCAGCAACUGUUGAAAGCCGUUGCUCAUUUACACGACAACUGGAUCCUACACCGAGAUUUAAAGACGUCUAAUUUACUACUAAGCCAUAAGGGAAUUUUAAAAGUUGGUGACUUUGGGUUAGCAAGAGAAUAUGGGUCACCUCUUAAACGAUACACAUCUAUUGUUGUGACACUCUGGUAUCGAGCACCGGAAUUGUUACUUGGUAGCAAAGAAUACAGUACACCAGUUGAUAUGUGGUCUGUCGGAUGUAUCUUCGCUGAAUUGCUGAGAAUGGAAGCAAUUUUUCCAGGAAAAUCAGAGACAGAUCUUUUAAAUAGAGUAUUUAAAGAACUUGGCACUCCAAAUGAUAAAGUUUGGCCAGGAUAUAGUGAAUUGCCUUUGUCGAAGAAAAUGGUUUUCGCUCAUUAUCCUGUCAACAAUUUGAGACAACGAUUUGGUAUGACCCUGACGGAGUUAGGGUAUAGUCUGUUAAAUAAACUUUUGACCUACGAUCCAAAGCAACGAAUCACAGCGGAAGAUGCAACAAAGCACGAGUACUUCUCGGAAUCGCCAUUGCCAAUCGAUCCAUCGAUGUUUCCAACGUGGCCGGCAAAAUCAGAGUUCGGUCUGCGUACAACAAACGCAUCGCCAAAGCCACCCAGUGGCGGCAAAGAAUUUAAACAACUUGGAGAUGAUGAAGAUAAUGCUAUUGGUUUUCAUAUGGGUUCAAGAGAAGCUAGCAGACAGCUACCAGUUGGUGGUGGCUUUCACCUUAAAUUUUGACCGAUUUCGUCCGCACAUCGUUUGUGUAACAAGGACACGAGCGCAUAGGCAUAAAUACACUGACUUUAAGACUGUACAAAUUUAUAUUAUAUAGAUGAAUGAAUAUAAGUUUAUUAUUGCAUACAAAUUCAAAG
Messenger RNA from Phymastichus coffea, 2724 nucleotides. RefSeq names its product cyclin-dependent kinase 11B-like (gene Pitslre). Gene Ontology annotation, cellular component: nucleus. The record is from RefSeq and is a predicted model, not a curated record. NCBI's taxonomy places the organism in Eukaryota, Metazoa, Arthropoda, Insecta, Hymenoptera, Eulophidae. Gene Ontology annotation, biological process: regulation of mitotic cell cycle; protein phosphorylation. Bases 167 to 2590 code for a protein of 807 amino acids. Gene Ontology annotation, molecular function: cyclin-dependent protein serine/threonine kinase activity; ATP binding. The transcript is spliced from 7 exons.